Sphaerodactylus townsendi is the source of this 2420-nucleotide messenger RNA. RefSeq names its product solute carrier family 29 member 4 (gene SLC29A4). Gene Ontology annotation, molecular function: monoamine transmembrane transporter activity; nucleoside transmembrane transporter activity. Gene Ontology annotation, cellular component: plasma membrane. The record is from RefSeq and is a predicted model, not a curated record. Gene Ontology annotation, biological process: nucleoside transmembrane transport. The transcript has 11 exons. NCBI's taxonomy places the organism in Eukaryota, Metazoa, Chordata, Lepidosauria, Squamata, Sphaerodactylidae. Bases 382 to 1977 code for a protein of 531 amino acids.
GUGCAUUUGAGCCAAGCGCCAAGAAGAGGCGGAGGAGGCGGUUUUAGGUCUGUCUCUCCCCCCCUCCUCCCGGUCUGGGCGGGUCGACCCCCCUCCCCGAAGCCUGGCAAAGGAGGGGGCGAGCGGGCACGCAAUCCCCGGGCCGGGCUGGAGACGCGCCACCAAACACGCAGGCUGGCGCGCUCUGCCUCGCCUGCCCGCCUGCCUUCCCCGCCCGCUCCUCGGAGUUGGCACGGAGCAAGCAGGUGCCAUGGGAGCUGGCCCUGAGCAAGCCGGAGCCGGCGGCUGAAGCCCCCCCACUUGCGGCACCAAAGGGCCCCCCCACCCUCUGCAAGCUUCCCGGGCGGAGAGAGCCCAAGAAAGGCAAGUAAGUCAGCCACCAUGGGUUCCGUAAGAGGAGACCACUUCAAAGACAUCAGCCCUGUGAUCACACCCGAGGGAAACGUAGUGAUGAGCUUCAGUUUUGACAGCUACCAGCUGGAAGAAGAGGAGCUCCAAGCCAAAGGGUGUCAGGCCAAAGGAGUUCUCACGUUCAUGGAGCCAGGUACAGCCUGUGAAAACCCCGAACCUCAAGAUCGCUACCAUGGUAUUUAUUUUGCUAUGCUGCUUGCCGGAGUUGGUUUCCUCUUGCCUUAUAACAGCUUUAUUACAGAUGUGGACUAUCUUCAUCAUAAGUAUCCAGGGACGUCUAUUGUAUUUGAUAUGAGCCUUACCUACAUCUUGGUAGCCUUGGUGGCCGUAAUCCUCAACAACGCCCUGGUGGAGAUGUUGAGUCUCCACACCAGGAUCUCUGUAGGGUAUCUUUUUGCAUUGGGGCCGCUUCUCUUCGUCAGCCUCUGCGACGUCUGGUUGGAGCUUUUCACCCGGCAGCAAGCCUACGCCAUCAACCUCAUCGCGGUGGGCGUGGUGGCCUUUGGCUGCACAGUGCAGCAAUCCAGCUUCUACGGAUACACCGGGAUGUUGCCCAAGCGUUACACACAGGGGGUCAUGACCGGCGAGAGCACGGCGGGCGUGAUCAUCUCUCUCAGCCGCAUCUUCACCAAGCUCCUGCUGUCGAACGAGAAGGAGAACACCAUCAUCUUUUUCUUCAUCUCCAUCAGCCUUGAGCUGACCUGCUUCAUUCUCCACCUCCUGGUGAAACAGACACAGUUUGUGAAGUAUUACACGGCACGGUCACGGGACGGGGCGCCCGAGUUCAAGGGGGCUGCAGGGGACCCCGGCACCGGGUACCGGGUCCACCACGACGUCACAGCGGAAGACGUCCGAUUUGAAAACCGACCUCGUGGGUUAGAGGGCUCCCCACCAGACACCUUCGAGCAAGAAGGAUCGCUGGCUGGCAGUGGCACCUAUGUGAGAUUUGACGUCCCACGUCCCAAAGUGAAAAGGAGUUGGCCCACCUUCAGAGAUAUGAUGCUCCACCGCUACGUCGUUUCCCGGGUGAUCUGGGCCUAUAUGUUAUCCAUAGCGAUGACUUACUUCAUCACACUGUGCCUCUUUCCUGGACUGGAGUCCGAAAUCCGGAACUGCACCCUGGGGGAGUGGCUCCCCAUCCUUAUCAUGGCGAUCUUCAACCUCUCAGACUUUGUGGGCAAGAUACUGGCUGCCUUGCCUUAUGACUGGAGGGGGACCCACCUUCUCAUCUACUCAUGUCUGCGAGUCGUCUUCAUCCCGCUGUUCAUCAUGUGCGUGUACCCAAGCGGGAAGCCCACCUUUGGCCACCCAGCCUGGCCCUGCGUCUUCUCCCUGCUCAUGGGGAUCACCAACGGUUACUUUGGCAGCGUCCCCAUGAUCCUUGCAGCAGGCAAAGUGAGCCUGGAGCAGCGGGAACUGGCAGGUAACACCAUGACGGUCUCCUACAUGACCGGGCUGACGCUGGGCUCCGCCGUCGCCUACUUUGCUUAUAGCCUCACCAGCACGUCUCACAGCACCUGCUUCCACUCAGAAACCUACAACGGAUCCAUCUUGGCAGGGUACUGAACCGGGCUUCCUUUGGCCACCACAGGCAAGUGAGGGAGAAAGAGCGGGUGUGAUUGGCCUUCGACCCUGUGGGACCAGUCCAAGACGUUUACGAUACCGCAGAUGGAGUAAUCAAAAUGACAUCCCGUGCCCAUCCAUUGAAUCUUAAUGUUGGAAGUCCCGUCCGCCAGGAAGUUGUCCAGCAUGUGCUGUGUUGGACUAACAGGAGUGACCUAUGAGUUCACCAGCAGGACUUCCACCAGAUUUGGCCCACAGUCCCAAUCUGUCUUUCACUGCACCACCCUCAGCGGCACCCACAACGGCCUGAAGCAGCCCCUGACUUGCCCGCCUUGUGCUGUUUGGGUACCUGGCCGAUCACUGGACAAAUACAUAAUGUUAUCCUCUGUCUGGCUGUUGUGGGGUUUUGGCUGUGAAAGCCUUCGACAAUACAUUUUCCGCCAGCC